This is a messenger RNA of Eimeria mitis, 774 nucleotides long. RefSeq lists its product as uncharacterized. The record is from RefSeq and is a predicted model, not a curated record. The coding region runs from base 1 to 774 and encodes 257 amino acids. Lineage: Eukaryota; Apicomplexa; Conoidasida; Eucoccidiorida; Eimeriidae. The transcript has a single exon.
AUGUUGGCAUUCCAGUCUACAGCGCAGCGACUACCCGCUCCCAACUGCCUGGGUAGUCCCAACUCCGGGCAGUCCUCGACACUGUCCUCCAGUAAAGGAGUGACAGCGGAGUUGAGGGUGUCUUGCGAGUCCUCAGACCUAGCCGAUGCAACAGGCUCAGUCACUGGCUCGCUGAUGUGGCGCGGGGACGUGGCCCAGUUCACAGCCGUCGGCCGGAAUGCUUUUCUUUCUUCAGUAUUCUUCUCCAGCAAAGCUGCGGGUGAUCGCGUUUUCAGGGGCCGCUUGUGUUGUAGAGCACCCUGGGGUAGCCGCGAAGCAACGUGCAUAUAUGAAUUCCCCGUGCUAACUGAACGCACCGGCCGAGGUUUAUCAUACCAGCGCAACGGUGCCACGAGUCCUCCCGAUUCAGCAGAAUUUCCCACAUCACGUUUCGGAACAGCGCGGACUCUUGUAGAGGGAGCGCGUCUAGAAUCGCGGUCCUUCGACGAGCCAUUAAACGCAUUUCGGGGUGCAUCGAUAGGAACACCAGGGUACUGUACGCCUGGUCGCGAAGCUACAGGAUUAUCCUCGCUCCAUCCCCUCGGCGCCUGCACCACUCCCCGAGAUGCAGAGGCGGAAAGUGUCCUCGUUGGGCUUGCCCGUGAGUUGUGGUGCAAAGCCGGGCGCAAACGAUUCUCUGCACUGCGUGUUGGAGCAUUUGCAUGCAUUGACCGGAAGCAUGCGGUAGAAACAGGCCUUGCGGAAGGCCGUUGGGCCAUGCGGUUGGGGGAGUAA